Lagopus muta (rock ptarmigan) is the source of this 1068-nucleotide messenger RNA. RefSeq names its product twist family bHLH transcription factor 2 (gene TWIST2). NCBI's taxonomy places the organism in Eukaryota, Metazoa, Chordata, Aves, Galliformes, Phasianidae. Gene Ontology annotation, molecular function: protein dimerization activity; RNA polymerase II transcription regulatory region sequence-specific DNA binding; DNA-binding transcription factor activity, RNA polymerase II-specific. The transcript is spliced from 2 exons. Gene Ontology annotation, biological process: regulation of transcription by RNA polymerase II; developmental process. The coding region runs from base 221 to 703 and encodes 160 amino acids. The record is from RefSeq and is a predicted model, not a curated record.
UUCCUCUCUCCAAGACCUCAAUUUUUUGCACAACUCCGUCCUUGAAAUAAGAGCCCUUCAAGCAACCUGGAAAACGUUUGGUCAGCAAAAAAAAAAAAAAAAAUCCUCCUGUUUUUCCAAAGGAUCUGUCUCAGGAAUUUAAAGCACAUUUAAGACACACACACUCACAUAACAUAAGGAGGGGGGGAAAGGCUCUUCCCCUCCCCUUCUUGCAGAAAGCAUGGAAGAAAGCUCCAGUUCUCCUGUUUCCCCUGUGGAUAGCUUGGGGACCAGUGAAGAGGAGCUGGAAAGGCAGCCAAAGAGAUUUGGCAGGAAGAGAAGAUACAGUAAGAAGUCCAGCGAAGAUGGCAGCCCCAACCCAGGGAAGAGGGGAAAAAAGUCCAGUCCCAGCUCCCAGUCUUAUGAAGAACUGCAGAGCCAGAGGAUCCUGGCCAAUGUCAGAGAGAGGCAGAGGACUCAGUCGCUCAACGAAGCUUUUGCCGCCCUGAGGAAAAUCAUCCCCACGUUGCCCUCUGACAAACUCAGUAAAAUCCAGACCCUCAAGCUCGCGGCGCGGUAUAUAGACUUCCUCUACCAGGUGCUACAGAGCGACGAGAUGGACAGUAAGAUGACGAGCUGCAGUUACGUGGCUCACGAGAGGCUGAGUUAUGCCUUCUCAGUCUGGAGGAUGGAGGGUGCAUGGUCCAUGUCGGCCUCACACUAGCCACCGCCGGAGCGAGGCCAGCACAGCCGCCAAAGGACUGUCCGGUGUCUGAGACUGAAGUGGAAUUGGGAUGUAUCCAAGUUUGUAGCUUCUGAAACCUUAACAACCUCAAGUAAACUGGUCCAAAAGACCCUUCUUGACCUCCCUCACUCUGAACUCUUGCAGAGCACUUAGACUGAGCAGGAGCCAGCACCAAAGCUAUGGGUCUGAACCUUCGCACCAUCUCUCCAAGUGACUGAUCACAGAGAAGCGAGAAGCAACAUUCCUGACUGUUCAUCUGUUCAUCGUUGUUGGGUUUUGUCUGUGUGUCCGUCUGGGUGUUUGGUUUUAGUUCUUUUUUUUUUUUUUUUUUUUCUUUCUCCUUU